GUGGUGUUACACAAUAGCACCAAGUUAACAAUUAACUGUGUGUCAUCAGGGAUUUUGUCCCAACACCACUUGAGGGUGUGUGGGGACUUUUGUCCCAAGCAUCCACCCCGGACUCUCACAGCCAGGCAGAGCGAGUGGAAGGAGCCACCGUCUCUUCUCAUCUGAGCCAUGUCGGCAGCCCUGGAGGAGUUCUGUGGCUCCGUCUUUUGGAACGUCUCCUUCCUCGCUCGUCCAGAUGCUGACCUGCCCGUGUGCUUCCAGCAGACUGUGCUGGUCUGGGUCCCUCUUGGUUUCUUCUGGAUUUUGGCUCCAUGGCAGCUCCUGCCCAUGUGCAAAUCCAGAGCCAAGAAAUCGUCUGUGACCAAACUCUACAUCAUGAAACAGGUGCUGGCUACCUUGCUGAUGCUGACAGCAGUGGCGGAGUUGGCCCUGGCAUUUGUAGAGGACACGGAGCAGGACCCCCUGCCAGCUGUCUGGUACACAAACCCCAGCCUGUACAUCGCCACCUGGCUCCUGGUCCUGCUGAUCCAUGAGGCACGACGCUUCUGCUUGUGCAGAGACUCGGGGAUACUUUUCUGCUUCUGGACACUGUCCCUGCUCUGUGGGAUAUUGCCACUCCAGUCGCUCCUCCGGAGAGCCCUGCAGGCACCAAUCUCUGAUGUGCCACGGUUUGUCCUUUUCUUCACCUCCUAUGGACUCCAGCUGCUGCUCUUCCUUGUCUCGGGCUUCUCAGACAUUGCCCCAGAAACAAAGGAAAUCAUGAAGAAGAACCCAGAGAUGACAGCCUCCUUCCUGAGCUCCAUCACCUUUGAAUGGUACACCAGCAUGGUUUUCAAGGGCUAUCGCAAGCCCUUGGAGAUAGAGGAUAUCUGGGAACUGAAAGGUAAAGACAAGACGCAGGCUAUUUACACUGUUUUGGAGAAGAACAUGAAGACUGCGGUGAGGAAGGCCAAAGCAGAACUGGAAAAACGGAAACGCAAGAAAAGACGUCAGGAAGGUGGCCCAGACCAUGGGAACAACAUGAGUAAGGCCCAGAGCCAAGACAUCCUGGUGCUGGAGGAGAAGCAGCCGAAGAGGAAGAAGAAGGAGGACAAAGGGGACUCUGGCCCUCGCAAGGAUUUCCCUAGGGGCUGGUUGGUGAAAACCCUGUGCAAGACCUUCUGGCAGAACCUCCUGCUGUCGGUGGUUUUCAAGUUGGUGCACGAUGGACUUGUGUUUGUCAGCCCCCAGCUGCUGAAGCUGCUGAUCGCCUUUGUGUCGGAUGAGGAGUCCUUUGCCUGGCAAGGCUAUCUGUAUGCCAUCCUGCUUUUCCUGACGGCGCUGAUCCAGUCCCUCUGCCUGCAGCAGUACUUCACCUUGUGCUUCCAGCUUGGCAUAAACGUGCGUGCCAGUCUCAUCGCUGCCAUUUACAAGAAGGCACUCACCAUGUCCAGUGCCACCCGCAAGGAAUCCACGGUGGGAGAGACUGUGAAUCUGAUGUCGGCUGAUGCUCAGAGGUUCAUGGACAUGGCCAACUUCAUUCACCAGCUGUGGUCAUCCCCCCUGCAAAUUAUCCUGUCCAUCGUCUUUCUCUGGGGAGAGCUGGGCCCCUCUGUCCUGGCUGGCAUCGCAGUCAUGGUGCUGCUCAUCCCCAUAAAUGCGUUCCUGGUCGCCAAGGCCAAAACCAUCCAGGUGAGAAACAUGAAGAACAAGGAUGAACGCAUGAAAAUAAUGAGUGAAAUCCUCAAUGGAAUCAAGAUCCUGAAGCUUUUUGCCUGGGAGCCCUCAUUUGAGAAGCGAGUCAAUGAGAUCCGGGCACUUGAGCUCAAGGACUUGUUGAACUUCAGUUACCUGCAGUCAAUCUCUAUCUUCGUGUUCACGUGUGCCCCCUUCCUGGUCUCCUUGGCCAGCUUUGCUGUCUAUGUACUGGUGGAUGAGAACAACAUCCUGGAUGCACAGAAGGCCUUUACUUCCAUCUCCCUUUUCAACGUGCUGCGCUUCCCCAUGGCCAUGCUGCCCUUGGUCCUCUCUUCCCUGGUGCAGACCAGUGUGUCAACUAAGAGGCUGGAGCGCUACUUGGGCGGAGAAGACCUGGAUACCUCAGCUAUCCACCACAACCCCAUUGCAGGCAGCGCUGUGCGUUUCUCAGAGGCCACCUUUGCCUGGGAGCAGGAUGGCAACGCUGUGAUAAGAGAUGUCACCCUGGACAUCGCGCCUGGGAGCCUGGUGGCUGUGGUGGGGACUGUGGGCUCAGGCAAAUCUUCACUGGUGUCAGCCAUGCUUGGGGAGAUGGAGAAUAUCAAGGGACACAUCAACAUCCAGGGCUCGCUGGCUUACGUCCCUCAGCAGGCCUGGAUCCAGAAUGCCACGCUGAAAGACAACAUCCUUUUUGGGUCAGAACUGGAUGAAGCCAGGUAUCAGCAGGUCAUCAAAGCCUGUGCCCUCCUUCAAGACCUGGAACUGCUGCCUGCAGGUGACCAGACAGAGAUUGGAGAGAAGGGCAUUAACCUGAGUGGGGGCCAGAAGCAGCGAGUCAGCCUGGCCCGGGCAGUGUACAGCAACGCAGACAUCUACAUCCUGGAUGACCCGUUGUCUGCCGUAGAUGCUCACGUCGGCAAGUACCUUUUCGAGCACGUGCUGGGACCAAAAGGGCUGCUGCAAAAGAAGACACGGAUCUUGGUGACACACAGUGUCAGUUUCCUGCCCCAGGUUGAUAACAUCGUGGUGCUGGUGGCAGGAGCGGUGUCUGAGCACGGCUCCUAUAGCACCCUGCUUGCAAACAGGGGGGCCUUUGCCCAGUUCCUGAACUUGUAUGGCAGCCAGGAGGAGGAUGCUUCAGAGAAAAAUACCACAGCUGUUGCCUUAGCUGGGGAUGAAGAGCAGGGUGAUGAAGACAUUGAACCUUGUGUGGAGGAGGGCCCUGAUGAUGUGGUGACCAUGACCCUGAAGCGAGAGGCCAGCAUCCAUCAGAGAGAGUUCAGUCGCAGCCUUAGUAAAAGCAGCACCAGUUCCUGGAAGAAGGCCCAGGAGGAGCCCCCCAAGAAGCUGAAGGGCCAGCAACUGAUUGAGAAAGAAGCUGUGGAAACCGGCAAGGUGAAGUUCUCCAUGUACCUGCGGUACCUGCGUGCUGUUGGCUUGUGGUAUUCUUUCUGGGUUGCCAUGGGCUAUGUUGGACAGUACGUCGCCUUCGUGGGGACCAACCUGUGGCUCAGUGCCUGGACUAACGAUGCACAGCACUACCUGAACCAGACCUAUCCUGUGGAGCAGCGAGACCUGCGGAUCGGUGUCUUUGGGGCGCUGGGGGUGUCACAAGCUCUCUUCCUGCUCUUUGCAACCAUCCUGUCUGCUCAGGGCGCCAUGCGGGCCUCCCGGCUUAUGCAUCAGCAACUGCUCAGCAACAUCCUGCGUGCGCCCAUGAGCUUUUUUGACACGACUCCAACUGGUCGCAUUGUGAAUCGGUUUGCCAAGGACAUCUUCACGAUAGAUGAGACCAUUCCCAUGUCCUUCCGCAGCUGGCUCUCCUGUUUCAUGGCCAUCAUUAGCACAUUGCUCAUGAUCACCCUGGCCACCCCAUUCUUUGCUCUUGUUAUCAUUCCCUUGAGCGCCUUCUACUAUUUUGUGCUGCGCUUCUAUAUCUCCACAUCACGCCAGCUACGGCGUCUGGACUCUGUAACUAGAUCACCCAUCUACUCCCACUUUGGGGAGACAGUGUCUGGCCUUUCCGUGAUCCGAGCCUAUGGACACCAAGAACGGUUCCUGCAGCAAAAUGAGAGCACCAUGGACAUCAAUCAGAAAAGUGUUUACUCAUGGAUAAUUUCAAAUAGGUGGCUGGCCAUCCGACUGGAGUUCGUUGGAAGCCUGGUGGUCUUCUUCUCUGCACUUCUAGCUGUGAUUUCAAAGGGCACUUUGGACGGUGGCAUCGUGGGUCUUUCUGUCUCCUCUGCCCUCAACGUGACCCAGACAUUGAACUGGCUGGUGCGGACGUCUUCGGAGCUGGAGACGAACAUUGUGGCUGUGGAGCGGGUACACGAGUACACGAAGGUGAAGAACGAGGCUCCAUGGGUGACAAAAAAGCGUCCACCCCGCGGCUGGCCCAGCAAAGGUGAGAUCCAGUUUGUCGACUACAAAGUUCGUUACCGACCUGAACUGGAGCUGGUUCUUCAGGGGAUCACCUGCAAUAUUGGGAGCACUGAGAAGGUUGGGGUUGUGGGCCGGACCGGAGCUGGAAAAUCCUCCCUCACCAACUGCCUCUUCCGGGUGCUGGAGGCUGCUGGAGGGACGAUCAUCAUCGACGAGGUAGAUAUAGCGACAAUUGGCCUCCAUGACCUGCGCCAGAACCUCACCAUCAUCCCCCAGGACCCUGUGCUCUUUACUGGCACCCUGCGGAUGAACCUGGACCCCUUUGACCAGUACACAGAUGAGGAGGUCUGGAAGGCCCUCGAGCUGGCCCACCUGAAGACAUACGUGCAAGACCUUCCUGAGGGGCUGCUGCAUCUUGUGAGCGAGGGAGGGGAGAACCUGAGUGUUGGGCAGAGGCAGCUGGUGUGCCUGGCCCGGGCCCUUCUCCGCAAAGCCAAGAUCCUCAUCCUGGACGAAGCGACAGCAGCUGUAGAUCUGGAAACUGACCAUUUAAUCCAGACAACGAUCCGGAGCGAGUUUGUUGACUGCACUGUCCUUACUAUCGCCCACCGCCUCCACACCAUCAUGGACAGCAACAGGGUGAUGGUGCUGCAGGCCGGGAGGAUUGUGGAGUACGACAGCCCCGAGGAGCUGCUCAAGAAGGAGGGCGUCUUCUCUGCCAUGGCAAAGGACGCUGGCAUCACGAAUAUAGAAACCACCGUGCUGUAGGUGCAGUGGAGCAGCGUGCGGGUGCGUGUGCGGGCAGCUCCCUCCCGUUGCCACUCACCAAGCAGCCACUGGCGUCUCCCUGCAGCUGGGCUGCCCAGGAAUUUCUCUCUGCAGCUGAGAAGCGGAGAGGGUGGCUUCUCUGGCUGUCAGGGACAGAGGAUCUGGACUUGAGCAAGCUGUUAACCUUGUUCCCUCAUCCUGCCUGCUGUAUGCACAAGCAGCUGGAGCUGCAUAAUUUAUUCCAGUAUAGAGGGGAAAAGUUAUCUGCCAGGCAGGGAGACAUGGGGGGCUUAGUUUUUGUACUUCACCAUUGCCAGGGGAACCUAGCUGAGAGAUGCUUUAGCACUAUGCAAUGAAAUUUACAUUUAAUCUAAGAGUGAAUGUUAUAAUUUAUUUACUUUUUAUAGCUGUUUGUAGUCUUCCAACUAAAAGUCUGACUUUAAGGCAUGCUAAAUAAGCCUCGGUUUAGCUUUAAACCUGGCUAGUGUUUGGGGGAAGCUGGUAACACAGGUUAUACAGACACACGUGGGUGGAAAGUGCAAAUUGAGUGGCACAGCUAUAUUCCGGCAUGAACACUACUCUCUGGCAGUGGUGGUGGUGAAGCCAGGUCCUGCUUGCCUUCCCUGUGGCUACAGCUCACUUUGUAGCGCAAAGAAAUGAGGCAGUCCCUGGGGCUAUAACCGCUAGUGGGGCAGAUUUUGGGCUGUGGCUCAACUACAAACCUGACUGUGGUGGAGACAAGCUGGAGAGGUGCAAGCACGCGUGCAUGCUGCACUGACAUGCACACACAUAAAAUAUAGUGGUUACUGUUGACAAACUCUUGCCCCUUCUUUGAAGUUGUGCAUGAAAGCCAGGAGCUGUAGCACUGACCUGGGGUG
This is a messenger RNA of Grus americana (Whooping crane), 5705 nucleotides long. It is a transcript of the gene ABCC2, whose product is annotated as ATP binding cassette subfamily C member 2. The transcript has 32 exons. The record is from RefSeq and is a predicted model, not a curated record. The coding region runs from base 169 to 4827 and encodes 1552 amino acids. Gene Ontology annotation, biological process: transmembrane transport. Gene Ontology annotation, molecular function: ABC-type transporter activity; ATP hydrolysis activity; ATP binding. Gene Ontology annotation, cellular component: apical plasma membrane. NCBI's taxonomy places the organism in Eukaryota, Metazoa, Chordata, Aves, Gruiformes, Gruidae.